Messenger RNA from Haliotis rubra (blacklip abalone), 2246 nucleotides. RefSeq names its product heterogeneous nuclear ribonucleoprotein H3-like. Bases 95 to 1645 code for a protein of 516 amino acids. Gene Ontology annotation, cellular component: ribonucleoprotein complex; nucleoplasm. Gene Ontology annotation, biological process: regulation of RNA splicing. NCBI's taxonomy places the organism in Eukaryota, Metazoa, Mollusca, Gastropoda, Lepetellida, Haliotidae. Gene Ontology annotation, molecular function: RNA binding. The transcript has 11 exons. The record is from RefSeq and is a predicted model, not a curated record.
CGGCAAGCACAUGCUGGAGAACGCGGCGUAGCCAUUUUGGAAAGUUCGACAUUUUCAGCAGAAAGAAGCAAGACUUAAAUAUCAUAUUGUCGGCAUGGGUUCUCACGAGGAUGACGGCUUCGUUGUAAGACUGCGAGGUUUGCCAUGGGCAGCUACACCUGAAGAAGUUGUCCGAUUUUUUGCAGGGGAAGAAAACCCAGAUGUUAAAGUUGAUCCGGAAAGCUGUGGAAUACGCAACGUCCACUUCACAUUUUCCCGUGAAGGACGUCCCAGUGGAGAGGCAUUUGUAGAGUUCAUGAAUGAUGACGAUGUAGAGCAGGCUGUCAAGAAGAACAAUGAACACAUGGGACAGAGAUAUAUUGAAGUAUUUCGGUCUAAGAAGAGUGAGAUGGACUGGGUGAUCAAACGGGCAGGGCCCAACCAGCAGGCACCCACCGAGGCAGUUGUCAGGCUACGAGGGCUCCCAUUUGGCUGCUCCAAAGAAGAAAUUGCUCAAUUUUUCACAGGGUUGGAGAUUGUACCCAAUGGGAUAAUGCUACCUGAGGAUCGACAGGGGCGCAGCACGGGGGAGGCGUAUGUCCAGUUUGCAUCCCAAGACAUAGCAGAAAAAGCCCUGGGUAAACACAAGGAAAGGAUAGGGCACAGGUACAUAGAGAUCUUCAAAAGCAGCAUGGGUGAGGCCUACAACGCCAUGGGCCAGCAACGGAUGAGGCCUAUGAUGGGAGGGUCCAUGGGACGCCCAGGGCCCUAUGAUCGCAAUGACCGCUUUGGCGGCAUGGGCAUGGGUAACAUGGGAGGAGGUGGUGGAGGCGGCGGUGGUGGUGGCGGCGGCGGCGUCGGCGGAGGUAUGGGAAUGGGAGGAUAUGGCCGUGGACGAGGUGGCAGAAAUGUUAAAGGUUACUUUGAAGAUGACUUUGAUGAUUACAGUGGAGGAUAUGGUGGUGGAAUGGGAUUUGGGGGUGGAAACCGUCGAGGGGGUGGCGGUGGAGGAGGUGGUGGUGUCGGCGGCGGUGGCGGCAUGAGGGGCAAUAAUCAGCGGGGCCGGAUGAAUAUGGACAGACCCCGUGGAGCCACUCCUGGCAGUCAUUACAUUAGUGACACUGGACAUUCUGUACACAUGCGAGGCCUUCCGUUCCAGGCCAUUGAACAGGAUGUAUAUGAUUUCUUCAGCCCAAUCCGCCCUGUGAAGGUUGAAUUUGAAUAUGCCCCAAAUGGUCGACCAACUGGUGAAGCAAAUGUUGACUUUGCCUCUCAUCAAGAAGCUGUUGAGGCUAUGAAGAAACACAAGUCAAAUAUGCAGCACCGCUACAUUGAACUGUUCCUGAACUCAGCUCCAGCUGAACGUGGGGGCGGUGGAGGAGGAUUUGGCUCUGGGCAGAUGGGUGGGAGUGGUUUUGGUGGAGGUGGCAACAUGGGCAGUGGCUUUGGCAACUCCGGAGGUUAUGGUGGGGGUGGUGGUAACUAUGGAAACAAUGGCAACAACUUUGGAGGAGGAGGAGGAGGCGGCGGUGGUUAUCAAGGAAACAUGAAUAGUUACAUGGGAGGUGGUGGAGGCGGCGGCGGUGGUGGUGGCGGCUAUGGCAACAAUAUGGGUGGCAUGAACAACAAUGUAAUGGGAGGAAAUCCAAACUACACAGCAUUCUGAAGUGAACGGCUGCUUAUUGUGGAAAGUUUUAUUUGUGACAUGGACACAACAUUAGCAUAAACACUGCGAGCAGAUAUACAACACUUGACUGUCAAGUAAUAGAUGCGUUGCCUCUGAUCAUUGAUCCAGCUUCUCCCCCAGGCGUCAGUCAAUGCUUAUUCCAUGUGUCAGUGGGAAGAAUGACGGGAACAUUGUCUUCACUUACGUGUUUGUCAUGACAUCACCUUUUCUACAGUAUACUUUUAUGGGACACUUCCAUGGCUUCAAAUGGUGUUGCAGCCCUGUAACUGACUGGAUUGACAUCGUUUCAUACGUGGUUUACUUUUAUGUGUACAUAAUAUCAGGAACCUUUCUUAAAUUGUAAGGGAUAUGAAACGUUUUAGGCCAGUCUGACAACUUGUAUGAUCAUGUGUUGGAAAUUAUAUUGAUGGAAUUCUAAGUGUUUUAUCUACUUAAAGUAUUGCUGCACACAUUGUGUUGUGUAUGAUCUUGUAUUAAGGACUCAGCCUUGAACUAAUCGCAUCAGUGUAUAUUGACCAUGUUGCAUCACUUGCUGUACAUCAGAUAAACUGUAUCUCAGUAAACACCUCUCUUUAUGUAA